AUGGCGCCCGGGCAGGGUGGAAAGCGAAAGCGCGGUGAGCGCUCUUGGUCCGGAGAUUCGGCGAGCAACGAAGCCUUGCGACCAUCACCUCAUCGCCCUGGCACCCUCAAUAUGGCGCAGCACCAUGGUCAUCAGUCCAGCCCAUCCAGAGAGCAGAAUGAUAUGCGCGACCGGUCGCGCCGCUACUCGAAUCGUGGUGGUGGUCGAAACAAUUCUCGCCGAGGAUCGUAUGAAAGCCAGCAAAAUUUUUCGAGUUCGCAGCACAGGGAGCCCAGCGCAAUGUCCCCUCCUCCUCCUACCCAGUCCAGGGAGGGUAUAGAGACUACGCAACCAACUGGCGAGACCCCAACGGCCCAGCCCGCCCUGUCUCCAGCACCCAACACCCCGGCCGCGCAUUUGCAGACGAAUCCUCUAUCCCACACCGAAUCCGAGCCUCCUACGAGUCGCCCAUCUGGCCCCCCUCCUCCCUACGACUACGAAUAUGUAACGGACUCGGCUCUUGAGGAAUGGUCAUCCACCGGAAAGCAAACGGUCGUGGAAGAAGGAACUUCGGCUCGGAUGGAAGAGAAUCUCGCUGGUCUGGCUUCUGUCUACCAGGAGCUCAUUCGAUCUGCGCUUUAUGGACGAAUGUCACCCUCAGAGGCAGGAGCUGCCGUCAAAGAAAUUAUCGGCGAGAAUAUCGUGUCUCAGGAUGUGAACACGGAGGGUGAAGCUGCUCAAGUUUCGCCUUCUGAGUUUGAUCCACGGUCAUUAUUCCUCGAUAUCCUUUCCAUCAUCACCGAUUCUGACACCUCCAACCCCGCCUUGAAACCCCUCGUUUUUGCGACUUCGAUAUCCCCCGCCCUCAUGCGUCUCCAACUCGAUACACCUUUGUUGCAAUCGCUAGGAUUGGUUCGUGAGACCUUUGCGCGUAUGGGAAUUCGCAAGCAAACCAAUUUGCUUUACCGUCAAUCCAACUACAAUCUUCUCCGGGAAGAGUCGGAGGGAUAUUCGAAACUCCUCACUGAGCUCUUCACCACUAGCAGCAAUGAGCCUCCAUCAGGCGAAGUGGUUGAAGACACGUUCGAGAGGGUAAAGGCCAUGAUUGGCGCGUUUGAUAUGGAUGUUGGUCGAGUUCUAGAUGUGACACUGGACGUGUUCGCUGCGGUGCUUGUCAAACAAUAUCGUUUCUUUGUGAAAUUGCUGCGAGCCAGCUCCUGGUGGCCCAAAGAAGGCCCGUCUCAGGGCACACAGGAGACCCUACGCUCCUUCGGACUGCCAAACUGGGCACUUCCAGAAUCAGCAGGCUGGACCACAACGGAAGACGAGCAAGCCGCCAUUAUGAAAUCAAAUGAGGAACGCGAUCGAAGAUUCUGGGACCGAGUGCGAGAGGUCGGUAUCCAAGCUUUCUUCGAGAUUGGGCACAAGCCAAUCUCGGAAGAAGAAAGACUUCAAUUGCUUCCGGAAAGCAAUAACCCCUCCGAAGAAGAAGAAGCAACACGAGCAUGGAUCCAAGAGACAGGGACCUUGCCACCAAAGGGCAAUCGAGUAGCAGCACAGCUUCUUGGAUUCAAGCUGCGAUUCUACGCCUCUUCUGUGCGUUCCAAGGACGAUACAUUGCCAGAUAACCUUAUCUAUCUAUCCGCGUUGCUCAUCAAAGUUGGCUUCAUCUCUCUACGUGACCUCUACACGCACCUCUGGAGACCCGACGAAAUGAUGGAGGAGUUGAAGACGGAGAAGAUGACUGAGAAGACAGAGAGGGAAAAGGCUGCCCGGCCAGGUGGUGGAGUUAACGCUCUCAUGCUUGCUGGUGCACUGUCAGAUGACACGAUUCCAACACCACGCCUUCGCGAGGACUCGCGCAAAGCCACCCCAUCAAAAGAUCAAGAGGCCGACAAACAGUCUGGCAAGACAGAGAAUGAGCUGCCGGACCCCAUUGACCAAAAGGUGUUGCUUCUCAAGAGUCUUCUUCUCAUUGGUGCUAUUCCUGAAGCCCUCUUCGUCAUGAGCAAGUUCCCCUGGCUGAUGGAUGGCUUCCCUGAACUUCCUGAUUUCAUCCACCGCAUUCUUCAUCACUCGCUCAGCAAGGUCUAUUCAUCGCUCCGCCCUCUCCCCGAAGAAGACUUCACAGGCCAGCGACAAAUAUUGAGCACGGAUCAGUCUGGUCUCCCCAAGGGUCAGCUUCGACUUGCGCAGCCAGCAGCAAAACGACUCCUUCGAUGGCCCAAAUUGGACACGGAUGACGAAAAUGAAGGAAUCGCCUAUCGAUUUUACUGGGAUGAGUGGUCAAACAACAUCCCAAUUUGCCAGUCCGUGGAUGACCUCUUCGCCCUCUGUUCCUCAUUUCUCAACCUCUCUGGCCACAAGAUUGGUCAGGAUGCAAGCUUGCUCACGAAACUGGCGCGUAUCGGUAAGGACAGUCUGACAAGGGACACUUCUGAAGAAAACAGAGUUCGCUGGCGAGAUCUCUGCAAGCGCCUUUUGUUGCCCUCUGUCAGUUUGACCAAAGCAAACCCAGGUGUCGUCAACGAGAUAUUCGAUCUCCUUAGCUUCUUUCCUCGUGAGGUCCGGUACAAUAUGUAUGCAGAAUGGUAUUCUGGCCAGACAUCCAGAUUGCCAGACAUCAAGUCUGCCUUUGACCAGGCGAGGGCCGAGACCAAGGACGUGCUGAAGCGACUCAGCAAGACCAACACGAGGCCCAUGGCUCGUGCACUGGCCAAAAUUGCCUACGCCAACCCCGGAAUUGUGAUCAACGUCGCCAUCAGUCAGAUCGAAUCGUACGAAAACCUUAUCGAAGUCGUCGUUGAGUGCGCACGUUAUUUCACCAACCUGGGAUACGAUAUUCUGACCUGGUCACUCAUCAACUCUCUUGGUCAGAAAGGGAGAAGUCGUGUACAGGAGGGUGGUUUGCUCACUAGCCGGUGGCUGAACGCUUUGUCCACUUUCGCCGGUCGAGCCUUCAAGCGAUACUCGAUUAUGGAUCCUACGCCGUUAUUACAAUAUGUCGUGGAACAGCUGCGUCGCAAUAACUCCACCGACCUGAUCGUUUUGGAACAAAUGAUCGUGUCCAUGGCUGGCAUCAUCACGGACAACAACUUUAACGAUGCCCAAGUUCAAGCCAUGGCAGGCGGAGACAUCCUCCAGUCGCAGACUAUUCUGCAGCUCCUGGAUAAGCGACACGAGUCCAAGACUACUUCGAAGCGACUGAUCAAGUCGCUCACUCACACCCGACUCGCAGGCCAGCUACUCGUCGCAAUUGCCCAGGAGCGAUUGACAUGUGUCUUCAAUGAGUCUUCAUCGGAACUCAAACUUCUCGGAAAUAUCUUCGAUGAGAUUCACCGAAUCCUCACCCAGUACCUGGACUUGCUGCGGAGCAAUCUGUCGAUAGAUGAGUUUGACUCCUUUGUGCCCGACUUUGCCGCUCUCGUCAAAGAGUUUGGCAUUCAGCCGGAGAUCGCUUUCUGGAUUCGCCGAGCCAGUAUUUCCCGAAAGAUUGCCGAGAUCGAACCAUCCAAGCCGGAUAUAGAAUCCUCGGCGAAAGAAAACACUGAGAACGCCUCUCAGCCCAGUGAUGAGAAUCAGAUGGACACUGCCGACGAUGGAGAAGGGACAUCCAAGACAGGACAGACCAUCGCUGAGACAGCUAUGGAAGUGGACAAAGAAGAAGCCACCCCUGCGCCUCUGUCUUCUAACCCUGUGAUGCAAGAUCUGAUUGAGAAUGUCAAAUCUGCCUUGCCUGCCGACACAUGGGAGGUUGUUGGUGCACACUUCUAUGCUACCUUCUGGCAACUGGCUCUUUACGAUGUACAUGUUCCAGGUCAAUCCUAUGAUGAGGAGAUGGGACGGCUGAAGAAACGAAUCAUGACCAUCUCUAAUGACCGGUCUGAUCUGAGUUUAGCUGGUACCCAGCGCAAGGACAGAGAUAGGAAAGCUAUUACAGAUCUCCGUGAUCGACUUCUCCGGGAAAACAAGAACCACUUGACUGCAUACGGCCAAACUCGCACUCGCUUGCUGAAGGAAAAAGAUCAGUGGUUCGCCGGCAUGCGCCUCAAGCAUGAUGCCUUGAACAUUGCUUUGCUGGAGCAAUGCUUUAUUCCGCGACUGCUCCUGUCACCACUCGAUGCUUUCUUCUGUUUCAAGGUGCUAAAGUUCCUGCACAGUUCGGGUACUCCCAACUUCAGAACUGUUGGCCUCCUCGACCAGCUCUUCCGCGAGCAAAGACUUACAGCCCUAAUUUUCUUGUGCACUUCCAAAGAGGCUGACAACUUAGGACGCUUCCUCAACGAAGUCUUGCGCGAUCUCUCUCGCUGGCAUGCCGAUAAGGCUGUCUACGAAAGAGAGGCCUUUGGUACCAAGAAAGACCUCCCUGGGUUUGCCAAGAACGUCGGGCCCGAGGGCGUCCCGCUUGCCUUCUUGGAGUUCGAGGACUUCCGUCGUCUUCUCUAUAAGUGGCACCGCCUGUUUUCCAAUGCGCUCAAGACUUGUCUUAACGGGGGCGAGUACAUGCACAUUCGAAAUGCGAUCAGUGUCCUUAAGGCAGUCGUCCAGCAUUUCCCUGCUGUGAACUGGAUCGGCCGUGACAUGUUGACCUGUGUCAACAACCUCAGCAAGAACGACGAACGAGACGACGUUAAGAUUCCUGCAGCAUCCCUGAUCGGCGAUCUCAACCGCCGGGAGAAGAAGUGGAUGCUUCCUCAAGCCUUCAACCUGGUCAAAGCCGCACCUGGUUCCGAGCAGUCCAAGUCUGGCUCUCAGCCGCCUAGCGAUGGCAAGGGUGAUGCUUCACAACGACGCUCCGGGACUCCAAAUUCGCUUAAUGCUUCAGCUCCGGAGUUCAAGCCAACAUACGGCCAAGAUGCGGCCGAAGCGAAUCGAGAAGUAUCUGGCAAGAUGGAAGUGGAGGACGGUGAAAUUGAGGAUGCGAAGAUGGCUGAUGCGGCCUCCGUCAAGGGGUUGGAAGACGCAAAGGCAGCAGAGGCUGGUACUGAUUCGGGAACGUCCGCUGCUGCUUUUGACACGGGUCACGAUGACCGUCCCGAUAUCCGUGGGCAGGUCGAACCUCCCGUGCGACCCCGGCCAGGCUCUCGAGCCUCCGAAUCAGGUCGCCAGUCUGAUAUUCCAAGACGAGCAGAACCUGAACGUUCUUCGUCACAGCGCCAACAGUCAGGUCGUCCGCCUCGACAUAGUGACGGCAGACUACCCCCACGGCCUGACCUGAUGGUGGACGACCGACGAGAUAGGCACUCUGACUUCAACCCGCGCACUCGUCACGGAGGCCCUGAUCCUCGCUCUUUCGACGGUCCUCCAAAUGCCCGUGAUCGCUUCGGUAUGAGACCUCUACCCGACGAUCCUAUGCGCGGCCCUCCCUAUCGCGACGGCCGUAUGCCACGAGAGCCGGAGUGGGCUGCUGAUCGCCCUGGUCGUCUGCGCCCUGACCCAUUCCAUGGCCGUGAUGGACCUGCUCGUGAUGAACUUAUGCCUGAUUUCCCCGACCGUCCCGGCGAUGGCCCUCGUCGUGGAGAACCAAUGCGACCUGACCGGCCUUCGCGUGCUUUGUCGCCCCCAAGAUCCGAUCUACCCAAUCGCCCUGAGCGAUUCCCCGACGACCGACGAUCUGCCAACUUCACCCAACUUCCUCGCCAUGAUGAGUUCCCUCGGGGCCCACGAGACCGUGCUGCUGAACCGAGAGAUGCCGGUGUGGGUCCUGACUUGAAUCACGGUCGGCUGCGUCUACCCGAAUCCCAAUCUGAGAUCCCAUCUGGGCCUCGAAGCACACGGAAUCCUCGCGGGCGUAAUGCCUCGGGCCGCCCGCCCAACGGUACAGCGCCCACCCCCGAGCGUCAGAUGCCCACUGGCCCUAGCCGACAAGGUGGGCGCGGUGGUCCUGAACAGUCUCCUGCUGCUCCUGCUCCCCCUCCUCCCCCUCCUCCCCCCGAGACCCCUGUUGCAUCCGGUGUCCAUCCCGAUCGACUCCGCAAUAUCGUCGAUGACAAACCAUCUCAGCAAACGCCACCAGCUGCGAUGACGCCUCCCUCUGGUCCUCGAGGAGGGCUCAAUCAGCAACAAGCUCCCCGUGGCCCCGGCGGGGACCGUGGGCGCGGCGAUAAGCGGUUUGCCGGUAUCAACAACAUGCUCCAGCAGACAAAUAGCCCUGCUGAGCGUGGCCCUGCUGCCACGCCGCCUGCCCGUGGAAGAGGUGGAAAUCGACAAUCAGAUGCUGGAAACACUUCUUCUCCGCAGACCUCAAAUCGUCCACCACCCACCGGUCCCAGCUCAACCGAAGAUGAUGGCCAGUCACGCAACCGUCCCGGCCGAGGUGACUUGAUUGAUGACGCUGGCCCUGACAACCGUCGCUCUGGCCGUGAUCGGAAUCGCGAUAAAGAUCGUGAGCGUCGUGGUGAAGAGAGCACCAACAGUGGCGGUGGUAACCGACGUGAGGAACGCCGUGCUCGUGACUCUGACCGUGAGCGCAACCGCAGAAGCGACGUCGGUAGUGGUGCGGGUCGAGAAGAGAAGGACCGCGAUCGUGAACGCCACGCUGAGUCCCGUGAGAAUUUGCGCCGGACAAACAGCUCACGUGAAGAGACAAGACGCCGAGAUCGACGUGAUCGUGAUGAUGGGCCACCAGACGCCGGCGGACCGGCUCCUGGCAGCGCCAAUGAAGAAGGCCGUCUACGACCACCAUCCUCUAUGGGAGCGCCUCCCCCUCCCCCACCUCCCCCGCCGCCUCCUUUGCCCAGCGAUGAAACCAGCACCCCUCGCCGUUGGGGCUCUGGAGGUGGAGACCGUGGCAACCGCAACGAAAACCGAGAUCGUGAGCGUGAGCGCCGUGGUGAGCGCGGUCGUGACCGAGACCACCAUCGUGACAGUGGCGGCGCAGGACAUCGCAAGCGCGGACGUCCCAACCCCGAAGACAACAAUGGUGAUGGAAAUGCACGAGGCCCGAGGAUGGGAAGCGACAACAAACGCCCUCGUCGUGGAGCAUGA
Penicillium cinerascens is the source of this 6966-nucleotide messenger RNA. Its product is annotated as putative THO complex component (Rlr1). The record is from RefSeq and is a predicted model, not a curated record. Gene Ontology annotation, cellular component: THO complex part of transcription export complex. Gene Ontology annotation, molecular function: mRNA binding. Gene Ontology annotation, biological process: mRNA processing; mRNA export from nucleus. Lineage: Eukaryota; Fungi; Ascomycota; Eurotiomycetes; Eurotiales; Aspergillaceae. The transcript is spliced from 2 exons. Bases 1 to 6966 code for a protein of 2321 amino acids.